This is a messenger RNA of Talaromyces amestolkiae, 1218 nucleotides long. RefSeq lists its product as uncharacterized. Gene Ontology annotation, molecular function: O-methyltransferase activity. The transcript has 4 exons. Lineage: Eukaryota; Fungi; Ascomycota; Eurotiomycetes; Eurotiales; Trichocomaceae. The record is from RefSeq and is a predicted model, not a curated record. The coding region runs from base 1 to 1218 and encodes 405 amino acids.
AUGCCCACCGACGUAAACGCCAUCAUUGCCUUGAGCAAGGAGGUGGCAGAGCUCUCCAAGAAAUAUGAGAGUGGUGCAGAGGUCUCCAAGAGCGAGCAGAAUGCUCUUGUACAUGCCGCUGAGAAACUCGCUAUUGCCGUGAGGGAUCCGGAUGAGAAUAUGUACAACAUUGCUGGCCAGGUUUCGCACAAUGCUGCUGUUCGCAGUGCUAUUGCCAUGAACUUGUUUGAUUUUAUUCCUCAUGAUGGAAGCGAUAUUACCCUCGAUGAGCUUUCUAAGAAACUUGGCGGUGCCAACAAGGAGCUUUUGGGCCGUAUCCUCCGUGCCUGCGCCAGCACUCACCUCUUCGAACAAACCGGCGUCGAAUCUUACAAACAAAAUAUGCUCUCCCGCGCCUACCUCACAGAUGACAACAUCCCCCUCGCGGCUCAAAUGUACGAUUUCAUCAGCCACGCCAUCCUUGCCAUCCCGGAGUUCGGUUCCCAGACCGACUGGAAACACAUUGGCGACUACACGCGUGGUCCCUUCCAGGUCGGAUUCCGCACCGAGCUGGGAUAUAUGGAGUAUCUGCAGGCCAAUCCUCAGCGUAUCAAGUCCUGGAACGCUGGUAUGCGUCUGGGACGGAUCGGGCAUCGCACCAGUGCAUUCCCCUUCCAGAAAGCGUUAGAACUUGAUCCUCCAGCGGCUGAGGGUGGGAUUGCUGUUGUUGAUGUUGGUGGUGGUCGUGGUCAGGCUUUGGAGGGUAUUCGCCAAGAUUACCCAGAUAUCAAGGGACGCAUGAUUUUGCUUGAUUUGCCUGGUGUCAUUACCGAUGCGAAGAACAAUGGAUUGCCUCGAUAUAUUGAGACUGCGCCUGGAUCAUUUUUUGAUCCUCUCCCACAAGGAGCACGCCUAUACCACUUCCGUCGUGUCCUCCACAUCUGGGGCCAGCAAAAGGGCAAAGAGCUCCUCGAGAACACCAAGAAGUAUAUGGACGACUACUCGCGUAUCGUCAUUGCAGACAUGGUUCUCGCAGACGUCGGCUGCCUGCGCGAUCUGGCCAUGCAGGACCUCAACAUGAUGAGCCUCGGGGGCAUGGAACGAUCCGAGUCCGAGUGGAAGGAGUUGAUUGCGUCGGCUGGCCUGGUGCUCAACAAGAUCUGGUACAACCACGAUGGACCCAAGCAUGCAGUUGUUGAAGCUGUGUUGCCUACAUACAAGGGCCACAAGCUCGACUAG